AUUUUUGGUUCGGCGUAUUUCGGAUAGGAUCGGAGGCGCGCGCUCGCUGGUUCGGUGCCGCCAUUUUCCUCCAGUGAGGGAGAGAGUCGUUCGGCCGUGCUUCACAAGCGUUUCUCCGUUAAUUAUUGGUUCUUUCGUUUGACAAUUGUGUAAUUAUCGCGAGUGUGGGGUGUCGGGUGGGUGUUUGGGACCCUUGGGCCCAUAUUUGUGUAAUAAAAAGCCCAGAAUCUAUAAUAAAAUCCCGGUGAAACCGGGACCAAACACCGCCAAGUUGGCCCAACGUUGUGUACCCGUGAAUUCGAAGGGUGUAUGCCAGCUAAUAUACCUCUUAAAUCAUCUAAGAGAAAUAUUUAUUCCUAUUAAAAAGGAGCUGCUCUGCAAAAAAUCGUGAUGCGUUGGAGGUUCGGCGGUCCCUGUCCAAAAACCGACCGGAAGUCAGCUUUGCAAAAAGAGUUUGUGUGACAAAAGCAAAUAUUGUGACUACGAAGAAAAAAAAAACUUUUACAAAGACUUUGUUUGAAGUAAAAGUAGUAAACGGGAAAACAAGAAUCACAAGAGGAAGUUACGAGGGAUUGUGAAACUCCUAGCGUAGGAGUUUGAUAAAAUUUAAAGAAAGAUAUUGAAAAUAAAAUAAAUAAAAAUAGGGGGGGCUGUUUGACCGAUGGACAAACGGAAGAUGAUGCCCAAACGCCCUCGUAUGGAUAGCCUGAGGGGUCCGAUUGCUAAUGGACCCAUUCAGACCAGACCGCUUGUCGCCCUUCUCGAUGGCCGAGACUGUUCCAUUGAAAUGCCUAUACUCAAAGACGUUGCCACAGUGGCCUUCUGUGACGCUCAAUCUACUUCAGAGAUUCACGAAAAGGUAUUAAAUGAAGCAGUGGGUGCAUUGAUGUGGCACACUAUUAUCCUGACAAAGGAAGACCUUGAAAAAUUCAAAACUCUUCGCAUCAUUGUGAGGAUUGGCUCCGGAGUGGACAAUAUUGACGUAAAAGCAGCUGGUGAACUUGGUAUUGCUGUAUGUAAUGUACCUGGAUACGGGGUUGAAGAAGUAGCAGAUACCACUUUGUGUCUGAUUCUAAAUCUCUACCGACGUACCUACUGGCUUGCAAAUAUGGUCCGUGAGGGCAAGAAAUUCACAGGACCUGAACAGGUGAGAGAAGCAGCGCAAGGCUGUGCAAGGAUACGUGGAGACACACUCGGUAUCGUUGGGCUUGGUAGGAUUGGCUCAGCUGUCGCGCUACGUGCCAAGGCAUUUGGCUUCAAUGUCAUCUUCUAUGACCCGUACCUUCCCGACGGCAUCGAAAAGUCCCUGGGUCUCACUAGGGUUUAUACGCUACAGGACCUCCUGUUCCAAUCAGACUGUGUAUCUUUACACUGCACCUUGAACGAGCACAAUCACCACCUAAUCAACGAAUACACGAUCAAACAGAUGAGACCCGGUGCGUUUUUGGUUAAUACAGCGCGAGGUGGUUUGGUCGACGAUGAUGCGUUAGCUGCAGCGCUCAAACAGGAGCGUAUCCGUGCUGCGGCACUUGACGUCCAUGAGAAUGAGCCCUACAAUGUCUUUCAGGGUCCGUUGAAGGAUGCACCAAAUCUGUUGUGCACACCACAUGCUGCGUUCUAUAGCGACGCAAGUUGCACAGAACUUCGUGAAAUGGCUGCCAGUGAAAUAAGACGUGCUAUUGUCGGUCGCAUUCCCGAUUGUCUUCGCAACUGUGUGAACAAGGAGUACUUCCUAUCAUCUACUGGUAGUUAUCCAGAAGGGAUUAACGGUGGUUACUACACAGGAGCUCUACCUGUACAGCAAGCGCAUUCGACGACCCCUCAUGACUCGGCCCCGCCGCCUCCCGGUGGUCAUUCAGUUGUCGGAGGGGGUGGAGGAGGCGGUGGGCCUAAUUCUUCCGCAGGGGCUGGCGGUGGAGGUGGACCCACGGGACCAACUGGCCCCUCAGUUGGUGGCGGAGGUGCGGGAGGUCCAGCUUCUGCGCCUCCAGCCGGUGGGUUGCCUGUUCUACCCCACAGCAUAGUGAGCGAGCCUGACCCCCGACCCAGUCCUUCUGCCCCUAGCCCACGUUGACCUUAAACCCCUCGCAGACAUCUUUAAAAUCUUCACGCUCCACUUAGCCCUUGCCCCCGUUUCCCAUUUCCCCUGGAUUCAAUCACAAUAUUCUCCUUCGAUUCGUUUACAAUAGAUACCAAUCCGUUUACUUAUCUAUAAUUCCCCUCUCCUCUACUCCUCAUACAAGAAACGUGGAAAAUUCAUUGACAGUGCGUUUCGAAACAAAAGACCGCAUCUUCCCCUCACUUACCCCCAAUAUUUCCAUUUAUCUUUGAGAAAAAAAAGAAAAAAAAUACAAGUUUUUUCGUCAAAAAAAAGUAAAAAAAAUCACAAAAAAAUAUUCAAACUACGUUAUUAAUAGCAUCUCUUGGUAGUUGCUGUUUACAUUUGUGGACCUUUUUUUUAUCUUUCAAAAUGCGUUUUGAAGAAGAAAAGAUAAAGAUGACAAUGAUGAAGAUGAUGAAAAAAAAUCCAUCAAAAAAAGAAAAUACAAAAAAAAUAAAUAAAUAAUAAUACAAACUUAAUGAAAAGAAGAAGAAUCAUAAUGAUAACAAAAACCUCUCCUAGCCAAUCGGAACGUUUUAUCUAUAUGUGGAAUUGAAUAUACAUGACAAUUGCAAGAAGUGUGUAAAACUGUGGAUAAAAAAAAAAACAAAAAUGAAAACUAAGAAAAAAGAAUUCUAAUCGAUAGUAGCACAUUGACGAACGAGGAUGGGUGACACUGACAAACAUCACGCUCGGAUUUAGAUUUAAAAUAUAUCACUUGUGUCUGUAAAUCUUUUUCUCGUUGGUUGAUAUUUUUUCAAUUGAAUUCUGCAUAGGUAUAUGGAAUUGGCGAAUAUAUAUCUACUUUUACUAACUUGCCUGUCAUCUUCUAUUUCUCCGAUGAAACGAUCAGUGGAGCGUCGUGAUUAUUUCUACAAUAUCUGCACGGUAUUCUGAUGCUUUAAAAGUUUCAAUUGUAUACAUGCAAGUUGGAGUGUAACCGAUGAGGUGUUUCGGAAGUGUCACGCAAAGCCGAUUCCAAUUAUAGCGUUUAAAUAUUUGUACUGGUAGAUGAAAUUUCAUGGUUUGUUUAGCGGAUUUGACUUGUAAUUUAUAGAAGAAUAGAGAGAAAGAAAGAGAGCGAGAGAGAGAGAGAGAAAGAACUGUAGAUAGCAUUGGUUUCGUGUUUUUCUUUUUUCUUGUAAUUUACAAUAUUUUUCUAAAUUUACAUAUUAUAAGAAAUAGCAGAUGGCCCCCGCCCAUUUGACUUAAUUUUUUUUUACAGCUACCGUUGUAAACUGUAUAUCAACUGAGUAAAGUUCCAUUUAAAGAAGUUCUGGAGAUUCAAAUGUUUAGCGCAUGCAGUUAUAGGCGGAUCACAAAGCAUUGCAUUGCAUUAUGAAUACGUACAGCCUCUAUUUUUCAACUGAAUAAUCAAAAAUGAUGUGCGCUGAAUUUGGAAGUACGUUCGCCUAGAUAUAUUCAUCUAUGCCAACUCCUGUGCGGUAAUACUUUCCUUAGAAUUUAAAUUGAAAAUCGCAGGACUGUCGACACGUCAAUUUUAAUUUGUUUGUUAAAAGGAAAUGCGUAACAGGACGAUAUUUUUUGCCUUUUAAGUUUGAAACGUUUGUUUUUGAAGAAAAUCUGACAGAAGAUAUUAUCCAUCAAGAAUAUUUUUGUGUUUCUGAGACCAUGAAUGAAAAAAUAACAUAAAUAAACAGUAACUUGUGCUUUUCAGUGAAUAUUAUCGAUUAAGAAUUUUAAGAGCGAGAGUAAUAAGUGAGAAAGUGAAUAAGUGAAAAAGUGAGAGAGAAAAAGAGAGAAAGAAAUAUAGAACAAGCAGAAACAUGGUUUAUUAAUUGAUAAUUAUUAUAUGAUUAAUUAUUAUAUUAAGUAAAAGGUAAUGCGAUGUUACGAACACUUGAUGAAGUAUAUUAUCGAGAGGCAAAUCAUGAAGUUGUGAAAUGGAGAAGAAACAAUUUUUGGAGAAAAAAAUUAUGGAAAGCGAUAAUCAUAAUAAUUGAAUAAAAAAAGAUAAAUACAAAAAAAAGAAUAUACGAAAAAAUGAGAACAUGAAAAAUCUAUUUUAGAGAUACACAUAUCUAUCCGGUUGUUUCGAUCUGUUGUUUUUCUUUUUUUUUUCCUUAAAUUUUCAACUUAAGUGGCAUUACAAAUUACAUUACUCGUAGGGUAAAUCUUCGAGAGAUCAUACGUAUGUGAAAUGCUUCCAGAUGUUUCGUCGUAUAGCUGGAAACUAAUGAGGAUUUUUUAGAUUUAUAUAAAUUAUAUUUGUGGCAGCUGCAGAGAAAGUUUGGCACAGCCAUUGGUCCAAAAAUGAUGAAAAGUGAGAAACGUCCAGCUUCUAAAUAUACACAUUUAUACAUCUA
Athalia rosae (coleseed sawfly) is the source of this 4428-nucleotide messenger RNA. RefSeq names its product C-terminal-binding protein (gene CtBP). The transcript has 8 exons. NCBI's taxonomy places the organism in Eukaryota, Metazoa, Arthropoda, Insecta, Hymenoptera, Athaliidae. The coding region runs from base 662 to 2074 and encodes 470 amino acids. Gene Ontology annotation, molecular function: NAD binding; oxidoreductase activity, acting on the CH-OH group of donors, NAD or NADP as acceptor; transcription corepressor activity. The record is from RefSeq and is a predicted model, not a curated record.